Zerene cesonia (dogface butterfly) is the source of this 652-nucleotide messenger RNA. RefSeq names its product larval/pupal rigid cuticle protein 66-like. The coding region runs from base 57 to 581 and encodes 174 amino acids. The record is from RefSeq and is a predicted model, not a curated record. Gene Ontology annotation, cellular component: extracellular matrix. NCBI's taxonomy places the organism in Eukaryota, Metazoa, Arthropoda, Insecta, Lepidoptera, Pieridae. The transcript is spliced from 2 exons.
AGGUGGUAAGCGUAAAGCAUAUGCAUCAGUUGUUUCAUAGACAGCACUAGAUAAAAAUGUUCUCAAAGGUCGCAGUUUUCGCUUUAUUCGUUGCCGUUGCGCAAUGCAGCGCAAUCCAUGGAGCUGACUACAACAGCUUCUCCUAUGGAGUGUCUGACCCCCACACCGGUGAUGUGAAGAGCCAGCACGAGACCCGCGUCGGUGACAACGUGGUCGGCCAAUACUCCCUGCUCGAGUCUGACGGUACCCGGCGGACGGUGGACUACGCUGCUGACGCCCACAACGGCUUCAGCGCUGUCGUGCGCAAGGACCCAGCGCUCGUAGCCCACGCUCCUGCCGUUGUAGCUGCACCCCUCGCGUACUCCGCUCCCGUUGCUGCCGCGUACGGCGCCCACGCCGCUCCCUUAGCUUACGCACACGCUGCUCCCGUCGCGUACGCCCACGCCGCUCCCGUCGCGUACUCCGCCCACCCAUCUCCCUUGGCCUACAGCAGCUACGCCGCUGCACCCCUUGCCAUCAACGCAUACGCUGCCCCUCUUAGCCAUGCGUACGGCUAUGGCGCCCAUGGACUCGCCUAUUAAAAUUGUGACCCAAAGAAGGAUAAGAUGACUGUGAUCUAUUUAAGUCGAAAAUAAACUUUAUUGUUUGUAUA